AUUUAUCAUUGUCGUCGAUAGUGUCCAGUUUAAAAUGUAGCGUACACGUGUAGUUCCUUCAGUUCCCAAUUCGUAGAAAAAAUAAAAAACGAAUCGCAUUAGAACUACGAUGGCUAGUGCAACUAUAAAUAACAGUGCUCCACAAGUGCAAAUAAAAUUUCUUACCAAACAGGAACAAUAUGCUGUUCCAGAUUUUCCAUUAUCAGUGCACACAUCCAUUGUACCCAAUGAAUUAAAUACCCUUGUGAAUGAACUUUUGAAAGAGUCAACUGAGGUAAAGAAUAACAUAGAAUUUGAUUUCUUAGUAUGCUCUCAAUUUCUGCGCACUUCAUUAAGCGAACACAUACUAGAGAGAAAUAUUUCUACAGAGGAAGUCAUAAUUGUUGAGUAUGUUGAAAAAUACCCACCACCAGAGCCUCAGGAUUGUCUUAUACAUGAUGAUUGGGUUUCCGCAGUUGCUGUUUGUGAAAAAUGGAUUUUAACUGGCUGUUAUGACAAUACAUUACACAUAUGGACAUCUAAAGGGAAACAUCAUCUGGUAAUUCCUGGACAUACUUCACCUAUUAAAGCAGUAGCAUGGAUUUCUUUGACCAGUGACAUGGCCACUUUUGUUAGCGCCUCUCAAGAUCAGACAGCUAUAAUAUGGGAUUGGAAUAUUACAAAGAAUUCAGUAGAUUGUAUUCAUGUAUGCAGAGGACAUGAACGUGGACUAGAAGCUGUUAAUGUUAAUUAUGACAAGACAGUGAUGGCAACUGGAGGAUGGGACACAAUGCUUAAAAUCUGGUCUACAGCGAAUCAAGAUGAAAAUGAAGACGGUGAAUCUGCUUCAAAAAGGUUGAAAUCAGAACAUGGUAAAACAAGGAUACCUAAAAGAACGAUGAAAGGUCACAAAGAAGCCAUCAGUGGUGUAGUAUGGUCAGAUAAAACAGAAAUUAUAACGUCGUCAUGGGAUCAUACAAUCAAAAUAUGGGAUUCAGAACUAGGAGGAAUCAAACACGAACUAGCUGGGAACAAGAGUUUCUUUGACCUCGAUUAUUCAAUAUUAAGUCGCACUGUCAUUACCGCAUCAGCUGAUAGGCAUAUCAGAUUAUACGACCCAAGAUCUACAGAGGGAACACUUGUGAAAACAAUAUUCACGUCCCACACACAAUGGGUACAAUCCAUACGAUGGUCGCCAGUGGACGAAAAUCUUUUCAUUUCAGGAGCAUAUGAUAACGAGAUGAAGCUUUGGGAUACCAGAAGUCCUAAAGCGCCGUUAUUUGAUCUUUCCGGGCAUGAAGAUAAAGUAUUGUGUUGCAAUUGGUCGAAUCCCAAAUUUAUGGUAUCCGGAGGUGCAGAUAAUACCGUAAGAAUAUUCAAAUCGAAACAUAUUGUUCGUUAAUAGCGAAUUGUUACGAAAUCUUUACACGUAAUAGAAAAAUGAAAUAUUGUGCACAAUGCAAAUUAAUAACAGUAAGGUUUUUUGAUCAUCUGAAUAUUUAUUACAUUCUAAAUAAAUGUGAUCGUUUAAAAGAAAUGGAGAUGUAUUGUCAUCGUGAAACAUACUAAAUCACAAAAUCAUGCACUCAGUGUAAAAUAAUCAAAAAAUAUCGAAUCAAAUUCUAAACUGCAACAACAAAACUCAAAACUACGUAUAUGCAAAUUAAGAUGAUGUACAUGAAACAAGUACAAAAUAUUUUCGUACAAAUAAAUAUAUUUAAC
This is a messenger RNA of Frieseomelitta varia, 1701 nucleotides long. Its product is annotated as ribosome biogenesis protein WDR12 homolog. The transcript has 9 exons. Gene Ontology annotation, biological process: ribosome biogenesis. The coding region runs from base 110 to 1381 and encodes 423 amino acids. Gene Ontology annotation, molecular function: protein binding. The record is from RefSeq and is a predicted model, not a curated record. NCBI's taxonomy places the organism in Eukaryota, Metazoa, Arthropoda, Insecta, Hymenoptera, Apidae. Gene Ontology annotation, cellular component: preribosome, large subunit precursor.